Molecule: messenger RNA, 1764 nt
Organism: Spizellomyces punctatus DAOM BR117
Lineage: Eukaryota; Fungi; Chytridiomycota; Chytridiomycetes; Spizellomycetales; Spizellomycetaceae
Exons: 8
Coding region: 1-1764 (587 amino acids)
Source: RefSeq, a predicted model, not a curated record
AUGCUGCAUCGACCUGUAUACACAUCUUGUGGAAUAACAAAGGAAGGCCUCAGCCCGGAUUUUUGUGGGGCACACGAGGAGAAUCAGGAUAUUGCGGCUUUGGCGAGAGAGUACGAGAAAGCCCUACGCACAAACCCCGCAUACUGGGCAUUUAAAAAGCUUGUUAGGAAUGAGACUCUGAAAUCACCCAACGCGACCGACGUGGUCACUCUUGCCAGGCAAAUCUUUAAUCAAACAGGCGGUGCCAGGCAGUUGAUUGAAAAUCAUGUGGCCCUAGUGUCUGCAAGAAAGAAAAGAAGGGGGCAAGCAGCAAGAGAAAUACAACAAUGUAAAGCCUCUGACCCUAAUGCGCUUAACUGUGCCGAGCGAAGGUAUCCAAGGUAUCGGUCGGUGGGGCCAAAGGAGCAAUUGGCUGUAGAAAGUGCGCGUAAGACAUUGGAAAGUUUGAUCACCAAACGACUGAAUCGUAUUUCGGCGGAUAUGGCGGUUCCUCUGAGUCGAAGGCGAACUCCACAUGAAGAAACCAUAUUCCUUGACCGAUCCUUCUCAUCAAACCAGGAGGAUUCGUCCAACAACCCCCCGCUAGUCUUACAGGGAAUUGGUCUCCCAUCAAAGGGUGUCCGCGAUCCCGAGCGACUGUAUCUUUACGAUGAUCAAGAUGUGCUGGAAGCCAUGAUGAAUGUGCAGAUGAAUAUAAGCCAUGAACAAUCGUCAGAGCUUGGAACCUUUUGGAGCAGCAUCCCUGCCCUUUUCACACGCGGCCCGUCAACGAUACAAGAAAUGGCAAGAAAGUUUUCGCUUCUUAGCCCUCGGUACCAACAUGUGGGUGUGGAUGAUUGGGUAGACGAUAACCCAGAGACGUUCCUGGCUGCCCGGAUUGAGACUGGUGAAAAGGUCCUGGCAUCCAAAUCGCUCCAGCAGGCUCGGGACUAUGCCAAGAAUGGAAUGCCACCUUGCCUGCGUGCACAACUGUGGGACCUAAUGUUACAAUCCGAGCUGACCGAUGAUCUAGCUGCAUAUACACGUCGUCACUGCCAAUCUCUCAAGGUUGAUAUUGCACGAUACGACCUGCUAAUUGACCGUUUGAUAAGGAUUGACGCACGACAGUGUCGGAAUGAUGACUGCUACUUUGUCUUUGAGGAUAUCAUCGCGGAGGUGAUGUCGUACUGGGUCAGGGAUGAAUGGGUUGCGCAACACGUCGCUGCAGAACAGAAGCAAUCGCAUGUCAUGACAUGUACUGGCAAAAUCUACCCGCCCAACGGCGUAAUGCCCUUCUGGGGAAUAUCUUGCUAUGCUUUACCCCUAUGCUUUUUGCAUGGAGAAGCGGAAAAUGCUUAUAUGAUCUUUCGCGAGCUGUAUACUCGCUUCUUCUUUAACUUACACACAGUUCGCUUGUCGUCUACACCGACACUUCCUACUCUUUGCAAAACAUUCGAAUAUCUUCUGAAAGAGCAUGAUCCCUACAUAUUUUUCCACCUUACUCAUCAUCUUGGCAUUCUUCCAAUCACAUAUGCGUGCCGCUGGAUCAUGUUUGCCUUUGUCGGCAUUCUCGACAUUGAGCAAGUUUUGCAGUUGUGGGAUCGAAUGUUGGGCUAUGAGGAAGAAGGUAUGGAAUUGUUGAGUGUCGCGGCAGCAGCAAUAUUUGGCUUUAGAAGUGAUAUGCUAUGCCGAGCACGGAAUUUGCGAGAUGUAGAGCAUGCUUUCUCUGAUCUCGGGGCAGUUAAAAUAAUUCCCCUUCUGCAAAGCUACCUGUUCAGUCGAUAA